Molecule: messenger RNA, 890 nt
Organism: Aegilops tauschii subsp. strangulata
Lineage: Eukaryota; Viridiplantae; Streptophyta; Magnoliopsida; Poales; Poaceae
Product: thiosulfate sulfurtransferase 18
Molecular function (GO): catalytic activity
Source: RefSeq, a predicted model, not a curated record
CUCCUAUAAAUAACACCAGUAGGUAGCGCCUAUCCUUCCAUCACCCAAUCCACUCCACAGCCUCUGGAGACCACCUCACACAGAAACAGAGGCCCCUUCUUCCUAGCUGCUCAAUCCUCCAUAGAUGGGCUCCCUGCGAAGCAGCACGAGCGCGGCGGUGGAGAGCGUGGACGCCGAGGCGGCGUGCGGGCUGCUGGCCUCGGAGCAGUACGGGUACGUGGACGUGCGGAUGUGGGAGGACUUCGAAAAGGGCCACGUUGCCGGUGCACGAAACGUGCCCUACUACCUCUCUGUCACGCCCCAUGGCAAGGAGCGCAACCCGGACUUCGUCGACCAGGUUGCGGCGCUCCACUCCAAGGAGGACCGGUUCCUUGUUGGCUGCCGCUCUGGGGUCCGGUCCAGGCUCGCCACCGCAGACCUCGCCGCCGCUGGGUUCGCGAACGUGAAGAACCUGGAAGGCGGUUACCUCUCCUUGCUCAAGAGUACCAGUUACCCGCAGCCGCAAGCAGCAAGCCACCAAUGAUCCAUCAAUUGAUUCUUGUGAGUUUGGAAAAAGUCCGUUAGUGACCUGUUUGUGUACUGUGUUUCUAUCGUCCUUCGUCUUCUGAAGAAGAAGAAGAAGAAGAAGAAGAAGAAGCAAGUCCUUCAGCUGAGGCGGACAGCUGAGAUUUAUUAAUAUCAAAGGGAAAACAAAGCCGUAUGUAUGUAGGUACGUAUAUUGGACUUGGACUUUGGACCAACCAAUUCCCAAGAAAUAAAAAUGUUUGUUCCCCGCAAAAAAAAAAUGUUUGCGUGUACAGCUGAGUACCUGUUUCACUGUUUCGCCGAGUCAGCUAAAUUAUACUUGUUUUUUCCUUUGUCAUACAAUUAAUUGAUUUGGAAGAAUUUCA